AUGUCUACAAAAGAUGCCCCUCCAGCUCAAAAGAACUUCACAGUCGUGGUGCCAAUGGCCGUUCAAGCCUUGGUCGUUGCAGAAGACUUUCCUCAAACCGAUGCUCAAUUCGCUCCUCUCAUCGAACCAGAUUAUGCAACACUACUCCAACAUGCUGAGGCCAGUGCUCCUUCGCAUGAUCUUAUGGAUGACUUGAAUCUAUCAUAUUGGCGCAUGCAAGCACGAUACAGCUCAAGAUUUAUCAAUCCAAGGACUGGAGAGGUGCAUUCACAACGCUGCGGGGUGUAUUUAUCUUGGUGUCUGCCACGGCUAUAUCGUACUGCCAUCACCGCAACGGAGAGUGCCAUGGCCCCGAUGCAGGGCUUGAAGGGAGAGAAAAUGAACAAUUGGGAGUCCCGAAAAGCUCGGGCAGGCUUCAAGUGUGGUGAUGCCGUGAAAGCACAUAAUAUUCACGAUGAGGCUGUACAGUUCAGGCCGUCCCCAGAUCGCUGGAUCAUCGUCCGUCAAGUUCGCAACAAACCAGAACUAUCAAAGCAUAUCUUAGUCGAGAGCAACCGUAUUCGCAAGAUCAAUGAAGGCGAUAUAGACGAGGAUUUUGAGUUAAGCACUUGCCCAGCAAUGGAUCCCUACCGCAAUAUCGAGGAUCAGCCGUUACUACGAAUGGGACGAUCGAGUCCGCUUGCAGCCGAAUCUGAGACAAAAAGAGCAGAACCUUGUUACAAGACACCAUUCAAUGCUUUUGAACUGGGGCACGAGUAUUUUGCCGACUAUGCGCCGCACAAUAUGGGUGUCUUUUCAUAUUUCGACAACCUGGAUGGUAUUGAUGAAGAGCUCGUCGACUACUCUGUUAUUGGAUUUCACUCGUCUGCAACAGAAUCUGAUCCCUUCACUUUUGCCGAUGCUGACAAGCUUGUGCCUGAAGCAAAUGAUGAAGAAGAGCCUGAAUUGAUGAGUAACAAAGAACUCCUUGAUGCGCUCCAUCUCAAGGUCGAUCUCGACUCAGUUAUCGGAACCAGCUUUUCGAGAACUUCCGCAAGCAUCGUUGGUCGCACUCUCACUCAAGGAGUCUUGCGAAAUGUCAGAUGGAACAGAAAGGUUUCACAAGGCUUUCGAUGGCCAGCUGCCUCAUUGCAGAGACAGAUGUACGCUGAGCAUCCUAUCGCCAUUGGGACUCAUAUGCUGGAUGCGCUCGAGGCUUACCUGCACUUAUCCAUGGCUGCCACUUCUUCGACAAACGCCAAGAAUCCUUCCAGUCUGUCUGGGAUAGUCAUUCGUAUCAUGGCGGAGAAAGAUGAUCCUGACUCUCUUCGAAAGGCUGCUGAAGAUGCCGCAACACAGUCCUUCUUGGCAAGACCUCAGGGAAUUGCUUGGGCACUUCCCAAAGAUGAGAGUGAGUCUGAGGCAAAUGGGGGUAUAGACACUCUAAUUCCGCAAUUACAUGUGCUCAACCAGGGACAGCGAGUUCUUGAUACAUGCAGUCGAGAGUGUGAGCAGCUCAGGCAGCGUCUUUUCAACUGUUGGUGGAAUGCGGCCAGCCUUCGAAAGAUUCCCCUGGAAGAACAAGAGUCAUUGAGAAAGAAGAUCAGGUUAGAGGCAGAGAAGGUUACAGAAUGCUUGACUGAGCUUAAGCUGUACACUAUGUCGAAUCUAAUUACAGUCGAAAAGGCCAAGGCAGAUCUGGAAAAGCUAUUGCCCCGCGGAAAGAAGCUCAUUCCAACUCCUACAGCUCCUUUCGGCCAGCACCAAGAUCCAAAUGUAUUAGUAGCCGGCGCGAAAUCUGGAUGGCCUGAAAAGUUUAACGACACACUGUCUGUGAGGUUGGCGAGCCAGGUUUCUCCCGAUGCUCCCACUGCUGUCACAUCCUCCGAGGAAUGGCUUAAGGAUGAGAGAAUCAAAAGCAUCUCCAGACCCGUUCUGGCUCUUCUGAGAGAGCUUGAGUCACCUUCUUCUAAAGGGGGACUCAAUCCAUAUGAGGCCGUGAACGACAUGAACAAUACACAAGGGUGGUUUCCUUUAUUUUUGGAGUGGGAGCUGGAAUACUACCACGUCCCUUUUGAGUGGUGGGAGUUGGAAAAUGACGAUGGAACUUGUAAUUGGAGAUACACCCUUCCACAGGGAAAGCUGUCGCUAGCUGCUGAUGAGACAGUUGGUAACGACAUGCGUGUCAUCAGUGGCCGAACAGCCUUUCUUCCUGAGCCAGGUAAAUCCUUACAUGCGAGACUAGAACAGUUGUUUGCACAAACCCCAACGAAGAACGAUAAGGUUACAAGGCAGAGGACAGAGAUGCUCGGUGCAGUAUCGGGACUUGAAUACUUCUCCUCAAGUUUGUCUGGGUUUUCAGAUCAUCUUGUGACGCUACUCAGAGGACAUCAUCCAAGACCUGUGGCAGGGGAUGAUAUCGUGAGAAGGAUCUUGAACGUUGACGACACAGCUAUGAAAGAAUUGGAGACCAACGGACCGGCGAAUCUAGCGCCCUAUGGAGUUUCGACACCGCUACCACCAUCCUACACGGCCAAUUUCAGCCCCUUCAAGCCUGUAACCCACGGUCAAGCGCGGUUUACAAAGUUUGCCAUUGUUGACAAAUUCGGUCAAGUUGUAUCGGGUAUUCGCCUCGGUCCAGGUGGAGACGGCGCCAUGUAUCCAAGCAUAUCACCCAGUCUGGCUUGCCAUGUUAUCCCAGCGCUCCAGGGGGAUAAUGAGUCCGACUACUGGCCAAACACAGUCGUCGCGGCUGAGAAGGAUCCUGGGCUGUGCCAAUUCUUUCAGAUUCCACCUCGUAUCAAUCAGCCAGCUCGACUCAACACGCAUUUCCUUAAACCUAUCUCUGACCUGGAAUUUCAAAGUGCUGGGACACCACUCCGACAUAUCGCCAGUGAGUGGGAUAACCCUGUUUGGGCCUGGGUGCUACCGAACUUUCACAACCACGGCAUUCAAGUUUAUGCUCCAGAAGGAGACUUUGUAAUUGAAGUGCUGCUCAUUGACAAGAUGGCUGUUGCGUCAGACGAACCUGUUAAAGCAAGUGAGCAUUUUGUUCCCACUGGUCGUCUAGCAGCUUUUGUAGAUGCAUUAAGCCAUUAUGAGUUUUGCCACUCUCUCUUCGACAUGCUUGCCGGUGCAAAUGAUAGCACAUCAGCCACCGAAGCUGACGUCGACAUGGCUCUUCCCGCUGCCCUCGGCCGUCCAUUCUGUAUCGCUGAUGUGGGACUAUCCAUUGAACUAAGCGCACCGCCGCUUCAGGAUGCUUCUUUACUAUCAACCGUUGACUCUGAGCGACAGCUAGACCAAUACAGCUUUCCCGUCGUGCUGGGCAACCACAGAGCAGGUUUUGACGGGUUGGUCGGCACUUUUAAUGCUACUGGACCUAUUCAUAAGAUCGAAUCAUCGUUCGAUCGUGAUGGAAGGCCAUUGACAUCAUCCAGCCCUGGCAUUGGGACAAAGCGAAGGCCUGAGGAUGAACACCCACAGCCACUUUACCUCAAGCCUUACUUUCUAGAGGGAACAUUGGGGGGAAAGCUUGAGGAGAAGCACCUAAGGAAGUUAACUUCCAUCAGUGCGAUCAUGGACCCAAAGAUGCCCAUUCAUGUUUACUCUGGCUCACUAUUCCCCGUGGGCUCGAUAUCACUGCCUCGAUGGUUUGUCGAGAAGUCUCUUGGUAGACUACGCGCAUUCUUCACCAUUGGACCAAUUCUCAUACCAACCAUGCCAUUGUCUGAGGAUUCAGCUCAGAGGUCCGAUGGAAAAGGUCCCGAGUCAACAGUUCAGAUGCCUUUGGGAGGUGGAGACGGUUCCAGUGCAUGGCGAUGGCUGCAGCCGAGAAAAGAGAUGGACCGAGAGAGCAAGAAGGCCAAGACUAAAUGGUAUGAGAUAGGUAUUAUGCCAUUGGAUAAAAAGCUAAAGGUCGAUAGUGCUGAUGAAAGCCAAUUAGUAGAGGGUCAUGUUAUAGUAAGGGUUAUAAAAGAAAAGAAAAAGUAA
Molecule: messenger RNA, 3972 nt
Organism: Fusarium tjaetaba
Lineage: Eukaryota; Fungi; Ascomycota; Sordariomycetes; Hypocreales; Nectriaceae
Exons: 1
Coding region: 1-3972 (1323 amino acids)
Source: RefSeq, a predicted model, not a curated record